This is a messenger RNA of Aspergillus caelatus, 1039 nucleotides long. RefSeq lists its product as uncharacterized. Lineage: Eukaryota; Fungi; Ascomycota; Eurotiomycetes; Eurotiales; Aspergillaceae. The coding region runs from base 171 to 893 and encodes 240 amino acids. The record is from RefSeq and is a predicted model, not a curated record. The transcript has a single exon.
GUCUGAUCAGUGUGGAAAAAAGUGUCUUAGGCUGUGCUCAUCGCCUUACACCCUGCUUUAACCGGAGCCUACUCCUUGAUCACUCGCCCGUCUAACCUACUACUCUAUCGAUCACCACGCUAAAGCAGUUGGAACACGAAGGUCGUGAACCACCUUCCCAACAGAACACAAUGGAGCAUCUUCACUCGCAAUCUCCGGCUAAUUAUAUGCCAUCAUCACGAAAAAGCCGCAUGGCCAUCGAUGCCCUGCUGAACCCGUCAGCAGAGUCGGACAACUCCGCUCAACUGCAAUACGCCCAUUCAGGAUCGCAGUAUUCACCCAUCUACCCACCCAGUCCUAGCCAUCAUUACUUCUAUCACCCCUACGCAGAGAACCAUCAUCACCACCACCACUAUCCUUACCGGGAAAGUUCUGGCUCCUCGCAAGACCAGGCGUUCUUGCCAUAUCGACCACGGUCGACCGAGUCAUCGCCAGGUGCGUACUCUCGGGACCGGUACGACUCGGUCUCAAGCAGUUCUAGCAAUGCCCCAGAGCGGCGACGCCCCCCUCGACCAAAGUACGAGGAAGAGGAAAUGUACUUCAUUUGGUAUCACCGCGUGGAUCUGUGCCAAGAGUGGAAGGAAGUGCGCGAGAGCUUUAAUCGACAAUUCCCUAGCCGGCAACGACGCGGAUUCCAAGGAAUCCAAUGCAAAUUCUACCGAUUCAUCAAGGAGAAGAAAUGUCCAACGCUGCGAGAGCAGAGACGCAUGCGCGAUGGCGAGUUCCUCCGAGAGGGGUCGGGGCUAGUUGAGUCGGCCGCACCACGAUUUGGUGUUGUGGAAUGGAUGGGGGCGUGGUAUCCUUGGAUGCGAGAGACUAAAGAACAAGUUCUAAGUCGACGCAUAUCACAUUGAAUUUUCUCUUCUUCUUUCUUCCUCUAAGAAUCCUUACCUCCUUCAUUCCUCGACUUUCUACGGAUCCUCCUUCCGCCUUGAAAAAUCUCCUUCCUUACGGCCGUCAAGAUACCUCUGAAGUUACUCGCCUACUUUAAUUACCUCUU